AUGGACGUCCUCAUCAAGACCAAGACAGGGAACUUCCUGGGUGCUGGGACGAACGGGGCGGUCUACGUCAAACUGGUGAGCUCGGACGGGAAGGAGUCUGCCGACCUGAUGCUGGACGUGCUCUGGAAAAAUGACUUUGAACAGGGGGCAGAGGGAGAGUACUGGCUGAGUAACGUUGCCGUGACCGCCCCUAUCCGCGAGCUGAAGUUAUCACGUGACACCAUCUACCCGCUGGACCAGUGGUUCUGCAGGUCCCUCUCCGUCCAGCUGAGUCCAGGCGAGAACGGUCCCACCUACUACUUCCCUGUGGACCGCUGGAUCGGAGCAGGCGGCUAUGUGUGGCUAGUUCCAGGCGGCUGUUGCCUUCCCCAGGACGACUGGCACCCUCAUGAGAGGCAGAAGGAGCUGUUAGUGAUGAAGGAGCGCUACAAGUCCUUCAACCACACGGAAGGCCUUCUGCCAAUGACGACGGCCGGUGGGAAACCUUCGACAGCAUCGACCAAGUCUUCCCGCCAAGGAAAGUACCGAAGCCAGUCCAUAGACGACCCAAAAGGAAAAGAUGAUGCAUCACCCCAUACAAGUACCGUUUUCACUUACAAGAGGUUAACGGUGGUCACCGUGAUGCAGUUAGAAGUGAGCUAUGAGACGUCUCCUGUCUCCUGA
Messenger RNA from Branchiostoma floridae (Florida lancelet), 663 nucleotides. Its product is annotated as polyunsaturated fatty acid lipoxygenase ALOX15-like. The transcript is spliced from 5 exons. Lineage: Eukaryota; Metazoa; Chordata; Leptocardii; Amphioxiformes; Branchiostomatidae. Gene Ontology annotation, molecular function: protein binding. The record is from RefSeq and is a predicted model, not a curated record. Bases 1 to 663 code for a protein of 220 amino acids.